Molecule: messenger RNA, 1558 nt
Organism: Aphanomyces astaci
Lineage: Eukaryota; Oomycota; Saprolegniomycetes; Saprolegniales; Verrucalvaceae
Exons: 5
Coding region: 10-915 (301 amino acids)
Biological process (GO): microtubule cytoskeleton organization; protein polyglutamylation
Cellular component (GO): cilium
Molecular function (GO): tubulin binding; tubulin-glutamic acid ligase activity
Source: RefSeq, a predicted model, not a curated record
CUUGGCAGCAUGAAUCGCAAGUUCAAAUGGAAGGUAGACUCGGAGAAGCACGUGGUAGUGUGGAACUUUGAGCGGCGCGGGUGGCAGAAGACGGAAGGCAGCGACUGGAACAUCUACUGGGCCAACAAGCAGAGCAUCAAGAGCAUGUUCAACCCAGAGAAUGGCGUGCGACUGACGGACGGCCAGUACGUCAACCACUUUCCCAAUCAUUACGAGCUCACGCGCAAGGACCUCAUGGUUAAGAACAUCAAGAGGUACAAGAAGGAAGCGGAAAAAGACCCGGCCCUCGUUGAAAAGCUCGAUUUUAUCCCGGUCACGUACACGUUGCCUGGCGAUUACUCGCUCUUUGUCGAGGAGUUCCGCCGCAACCCGAACGUGAUGUGGAUCAUGAAGCCAUGCUCGAAAGCGCAAGGCAAGGGCAUCUUUAUCAUCAACAAACUAUCGCAGAUUAAAAAGUGGGCCAAUGCCAAAGCCGUCGAAGGCUACGUCGUGUCGCGGUACAUCGAAACGCCUUUGCUUAUUGGCGGCAAAAAGUUCGACCUGCGCAUGUACGUGCUCGUGACGUCGUAUCGACCCCUACAGGCGUUUGUGUAUUCGGAAGGGUUUGCACGGUUUUGCAACGUGAAGUAUUCGUCCGACAUUGACGACAUUGACAACCCGUUCAUGCACUUGACCAACGUGGCGGUGCAAAAGCACAACGAAGACUACAACAAUAAGCACGGCGGCAAGUGGAAUAUUUAUAAUCUACGGCUGUACGUCGAAGCUACACGAGGACGGGUAACGAACAGUGCAAAACAGCAUGUAUACUCUAAGCAAUACAAUUGCUUAUAUAUAUUUCCGACCUGUUUUGAGCUCUUUACGUCUCUCUUUUAUUGGUUUUUAGUUGGAUGUAUUUAUUAUAUAUACAUGUAUUGAGGACGGUCAAGUACUCGACAGUUUGUUGUCGAUUGCGUAGUUGAAAACGGUUGAACGCGUUCGUAUAUAAUAUAAAUAAAUAUAUAUAUAUAUAUGGUGGGCUUUUUCCGUGUUUUUUCGUUUUGGCUCGUUGGUGAAAUAUCUUUUUAAAUAUAUUAUUAUUUUAUACUACGUACUAUAUAUAUAUUCAGGGAGCAGCGGACAAGAUGCUCGCGGCGAUCCACAACAUCAUGCUACAUUCGUUGAAAGCCGUGCAAAAUGUUAUUAUCAACGACGUGCACAGCUUUGAGUGCUACGGGUACGACAUUAUCAUCGACAGCGACCUCAAGCCAUGGUUGGUCGAGGUGAACGCGUCGCCAUCGUUGAGCACAACCACGAUCGAAGACCGCAACAUGAAGAGCCGGCUCUUGCGCGAUGUGCUCGAGCUGGCGGUGGCCCAUGAUGCCGUGGACACGCGGCGGUUGUUCCACCCGCCAGAGCUGAGCGCCACCAACGGCUUUGAAUGGCUCACCAACGAAGCGUCCGCGCUUGAAGCGGAAAAACAACUCACCAAAAAAGCGUCCCGUAAAAACGCCACCGAAUGGCGCUAGUCCCUUAUUAGGUUGCAAUCCUUUGAAACUAAAUAUAUAUUAUAAAAAGCGAG